AUGGCCAACGAGCUCUUUCCUCCAUCUGUUCAUUCUGCGCUCCCCGCAAAAAGCUGCAUUGCGGCCCUUGCAUCGACUGCUCUAGCAUCGGGCCCUGAUGCGGACCUGCAGUGGUCGCUGCGUUGGCCAUCGAUCAAGGUGCUGUCGCUCCCGAUGAGCUUAAACUACAAGUUCGCGGCCAUGGUCUCGUUCCCGUGGCCCACGCCUUGGCCGCACCGUUGA
This is a messenger RNA of Sporothrix brasiliensis 5110, 222 nucleotides long. RefSeq lists its product as uncharacterized. Lineage: Eukaryota; Fungi; Ascomycota; Sordariomycetes; Ophiostomatales; Ophiostomataceae. The coding region runs from base 1 to 222 and encodes 73 amino acids. The record is from RefSeq and is a predicted model, not a curated record. The transcript has a single exon.